AUGUUACUCGGAUUCCUCAAGCCUGUUCAUGGUGGUUCAGCAAGAACGCCCAUCGCUCCUUCUCCCAUCGCGGCCAUGAUCGUCGUCGCCGACCAUGCUCAGUAUGAUGAUGCCGCUCGUCCGCUGCGUUGGCCACGUAAACACCAAAACCCCAAGUCUCGCAAGCACGACAAUGUCAAUCCCAGGCUCAAACUAUCGACAUGGCACCUUUCUUCGAGUCCUCAGCACGACCAUUUGAAGGAGAUCAUCGACCGCCGCCUGGCGCUUCUUGCUGAAUCUGACAAGGCCGACGGCAUAACCUUUGCCUUGUCUGCGCGAGAGCGUAUCAUCCUUGGAUCCACCGACUACACAGAGCAUCAUGUUGACUACUACUUCAACAUCCUCUCCUCCAAGGACUCAUUGUUCGCUGCGCGUCUGCUUACAGGCACAGCUGGCCCUCCCUUCUUCGUCUACCGCGACUAUCUUGCCCGCUCCCACAUCCGCCCUGAAGCUCUUCGUCUUCUCUUGAACCACCUGCCUGUCUGGAAAUACGAUACAUCAGAGCUGUCCGACCGACGUGUCUUGUCUGUCUUCGAGAGCCUGCUGUACCAUUGUCGUCGAGUCUGGCCUCAAGCCAUACCUCUUAUGGCCACUUGGCUGACCCAUGAAUUGCGUUUAUCCGAUGCUCAAAUCCUUCGAUUCCAAGAGUCCGAUCUGCUCAAAGACGACUUCGCUGCCGUCCCGCACUUGACUUCACAGUACAACUACGCCCUCCGCCUCCUCUCGUCGCCCUCGCACAUCGCUCCAUUCAAGAACACGGUCCUUCAAGAGGCUGCUCAAGCCAUCGUUCUCAAGCACAUGGCUGAUCAUACCCCUGCUCUUGCUAUCAAUCGCGUAGGCUAUCGUGCCGUCACUCGCGUUCAACUGGCCACCAAGAAGACCGCCCCUGAGCAAGAGUGGGCCAGACUUAAGUCUCCCUCCUGGCCUCCUUGGAAGGAAGAUCGUACCGGCAUGGAUGCACGCAUCGAUCUCGACUAUGGUGUCAGUCGUGCUCACCAAAUCUUGCUCCGGAUGCAGGAAGCCGGUUAUCCCCUUGGGGCAUGGGAUCAAGUCGCCAUGGUAUAUGCAGGAUGGGACACGGAUCGGAGCCCUACAGUCCAGAAACGAAUCUUCCUAGACGACUUUGCCGAGGAUAAACUCGUGAAUAGCCUCUGGAUUGCUCGCAUCAGGACGACCCGUACAGCUCAACAAGCAUGGGCCUGUUUUCUGGCUUAUCAGGACGAGAAUCUUCCUCCAGACCACCGCAUCUACCACGCCAUGUUCGAGGUGUUGAUAGAGGAGCGCAAGAGAGUCCGGCUUGGUCCUGAAAAUAUCGGUCACGAAGUUGAUGAUGUUCACGACGGCUUGGAUCCUUUGUAUCCAGGCGAUACCAAGGAGAUUGGCUCACCCCCAUCCUCUGCGCAUCAAUUGACGUAUAUUCGUGCCGAAAUACCUUCGAUCCAACAGCUCUACGAUCACAUGCGUGAAGAUGGAAAGCAUCCUUCUGACGAUACUGUUGAGAUGCUCCUCGACAGCGCCGAGACUCUUGCGGAAGGCCUGGUUUAUCUCGAGACCGGCAUCCAUGAAAACUACGAUAUUGCUGUUAGUGCUCUCUUACGUGGCUCCGAAGACUGUGAAGGCCUAGAUGUCAUACCUGACCGUCUGUUCGCCGCCUAUGUACGCCUGCUCUGCCGCUUUCCUCAUACUUCGCAUGGGCCGGAUACCAAGUCGCACUGGUCGUAUGGUAGUCUGGUCCGAAAUAGUCUGGAUCUCCGACAACCUCUAGCGCGGGCUCUCUAUCUGCUUGUUCAACAGAAGCGAACGUAUCGUCCGGCGUGGAACUGUGUUUUCGCUGCAUUAGCUCGUAGGGAUGCACCAUCUCUUGCCUCGGGCUGGCGUUUGUUAGCGUUGCGAGGCCAGAAGUCUCUGAGCCUGGAGAAUGAGGUGUACGACAAGAUCUUCGCUUUCAAUCUUGCCCAGCAGGUCAAUGACAGUAUGCGGGAGAACGAUCUUACAUUGGAUGAGGACGCCUUCCUGGAUAUCUGUGUCGUUGCUGAGCAUGCAGCCAGCGCUGUUCAGACCGUCUUCGGAACCCAGAAAUACAGACAGGACCAUACUGCGGGAGUUCUCACACGUCUUACCAUGAAGGCGGACACGACGUUCCAAAAAGGUCCCGAGUGGAUGAAAGAACAGUUCUGGACUCUGACUGAAGGCGGAAAAGAUUCCAUGUCUACUCUGCUUGAACCAGAGGACACCGAGACCCACCUGCCUAGUCUGUAUGUCAGGCCUAGUCCAGCUUUAUUGCAUGCCUACAUUCGCGCUUUGGGUCUCUUCCGCGACUACGACGGUCUCGUUGAGCUGGUCCAGUGGAUGGUCAGACGCAAACUCCAGCUUAAGAAGCGCCGUGCUAUGGAUCGCAGAGGCCGUAUAUUGAUGCGGAGAGCACUGAUUGCUUUGCGUGUAUUCGUUGAGGAUCGAUGGGAGCCUGUGAAGCCCGAGCUUGACGAUGGAGAGGUCGCUACGAUUGCAUCUGCAUCGGCUGAACAUAUUGAGGAGAUCAAGACACUGGUUGAAAGUGUAAAACACUGGGGUGGUUGGCCGUCGGAUGAAGAGGUCGAGAUGUAUGCUGCAUAUGGUCGUGGUGAUUGA
Molecule: messenger RNA, 2667 nt
Organism: Aureobasidium namibiae CBS 147.97
Lineage: Eukaryota; Fungi; Ascomycota; Dothideomycetes; Dothideales; Saccotheciaceae
Exons: 2
Coding region: 1-2667 (888 amino acids)
Source: RefSeq, a predicted model, not a curated record